This is a messenger RNA of Ustilago hordei, 957 nucleotides long. RefSeq lists its product as uncharacterized. The record is from RefSeq and is a predicted model, not a curated record. The transcript has a single exon. Bases 1 to 957 code for a protein of 318 amino acids. NCBI's taxonomy places the organism in Eukaryota, Fungi, Basidiomycota, Ustilaginomycetes, Ustilaginales, Ustilaginaceae.
AUGGCUUUAGUAGAGCUACAUAAGCUCAAUGGCGACACCUCUUGGCUGAUCCGACUUCCAAGAGAUCCAACACAAGAUGCUAAGGACUCCACGUUCUACAAUCUCGUUCUCGACCCAUGGCUGCAUCCAACACCGCAGGUAGAUGGUUCGCCGAUCUUCUCCCGCCAAACUCGAAUAGAGCCAGCUUCGUCCAAGUCACUGGCUGAGCUUGACCACUGGCUGUCCUCUCAGUCGACAAGAGAGCGCAUAGAUGCAGUGCUUUUUAGUCAUCCCUUCAGCGACCAUCUUCAUGAGGAUUCAAUCAGUGAUGCCGAUUCACUGGGCGUACUUCAACGAGCCACCAUAUUCACGACCGGAGAUUCCCUCUCUGCCUUUCGAUCGCUCAAGAUUGCAAAGUCGCUCUACAGGUCCAAGAUCAUCGACAUUUCCUCUGCUAUGGUAAAGCGGGAUGCGGAUCAACACAGCUACACGCCGUCAGGGAUAUCGGUCGAGCAUCUGCCAGCAAAAGAUUGGGCCAUGUCUCCGGCCUGGAGCAAGCUUCAUGGUGGGAUCCUCAUCUCUUGCAGCAACGGCGCGAAUACAACGCAAAUCCUUUACUCGCCGCAUGGCAUGACGCCAAAAUCGCUUCCAGCUAGCCUCCUGCCGAAGGACGCUGCUGCAGGGAAACAGGAGCAAAAGAGGGUCCUGAUACACAGCUUCGACCGCCAGACACUGCCACUCAUCGGUACAGUCGCAUGCGGCUUCCCUAACAUUAUAGACUUGAUACCCACGUUUAAGCCAGAUAUUGUGCUGGCUACACACGACGAGCAUAAGCAAGGGGAAGGUAUUGUUGGACGUUUGCUUUCUCGAGAGGCUUUUGCUCUGCAAGAGGCUAAAAGGCUCGUCGAGGAACGUCAUCCUGACUCGGGUGCCGUGCUCAAGCAGUUGCAGCCCGGUGAACACCUCUCCAUUUCCUGA